AUGGGUGGUGAUAUCUUAAUCCAUGCCGGCGAUCUCACUGAUCGUGGAACACAUGAAGAAUUACGUAGUGCAUUUGACUGGCUUCUGUCAUUAGAUAAUUUCACGUACAAAAUAUUCAUUUCUGGCAACAUGGAUGGCAUUGGUUUGGACAAUUCUCAUCUCAGCAAUAGAGAACAAAAACGUUGCACACUAUUUCGAAAUAAUAAGAAUGUGAUCUAUCUGGAAAAUGACUCCUGCGAAGUGUUUGGUAUAAAAAUCUAUGGAUGUCCAUAUACACCAAAAUUUUAUGGUGGCUUUCAAUAUCCUCGACAGUCUGUGCAAGCAGAGAUGUUAUGGGACCGAGUUCCAGAAGAUUGUGAUAUUCUGAUCUCUCAUGGACCACCUGCUGACUUUUUCGAUACAAAUUCCAGAGGUGUACAUGUCGGUUGCGAGAAUUUAUGGAACACAAUCUCGAAAAGAGAUCGAUUGAAAGCAAUCAUAUUUGGUCAUGUUCAUCAUUCCUAUGGAUUUAAGCAAAAAGACAAUAAAUGGUUCAUCAAUGCUACACAAUAUAAUGGUAUUUAUCAAGGAGAUAUUCGUAAUCAACCAUUCGAACUUUACAUGCAAUCAUGGGAUAAAACGGUUUCUCAAGUUACUACCGCUUUCAUCAAGGAUGGCCCAAGAGAAUCCGGUUUAGGAAAGGAUAUCUGUGGAGGUCAACCAUUUUUUCAGAAUAAACAUCCAACAGAACGCAACAUAAUUGACGCUUACCUUCCAGAAGACAACGAAAACUUUUGA
Rotaria sp. Silwood2 is the source of this 777-nucleotide messenger RNA. Lineage: Eukaryota; Metazoa; Rotifera; Eurotatoria; Philodinida; Philodinidae. The record is from the annotation of a GenBank genome assembly.